This is a messenger RNA of Chelonoidis abingdonii (Abingdon island giant tortoise), 5967 nucleotides long. The record is from RefSeq and is a predicted model, not a curated record. NCBI's taxonomy places the organism in Eukaryota, Metazoa, Chordata, Testudines, Testudinidae.
GUCCAUGUUCCCGAGGUUUGUCGUCUCCUGCCUCUGCUCCCACACAGUGCAUCGAGAUCCUCCUGCGAAAGAUGCCGUGAGGAGUGGAGCAGAGAAACCUCCCCCAAAGGUGUCUUGCUCUCGGCAAACCCGGGCCAGGCAGGGCAACAUCCACUCCUGCCCAGGGCGCUUCCUCUGCGUGGAGCCGCAUCAGGCACCAGCGUUCUGCAGCUCCCACCUCCAAGGCGGCGUCCGGCCGAGGUCCUGGGUGCUCCGCGCCGGUGACGCUGGUGACAAGGGAAGGCUGGAAGGUGCUGCUGGGUCUGGGGUCGGGCCCCUGGAACGAGGGCUUGAUGUCGAAAGCUGUGGCCGAGGGCCGGGGAGACAUGAAGCCAGAAGAGGGUGGCAGCGAGCCGGGAACGAGCCAGGAGCUGCUGCAGAGACUGCGGGAGCUGGAGGCGGAAAAUUCGGCCCUGGCUCAGGCCAACGAGAACCAGAGGGAGACCUAUGAGCGCUGCCUGGACGAGGUUGCCAACCACGUGGUGCAGGCUCUGCUCAACCAGAAGGACCUGCGCCAGGAGUGCCUCAAGCUGCAGAAGAGGGUCUUCGACCUGGAGCGCCAGAACCAGACCCUGAGCGACCUCUUCCAGCAGAAGGUGCAGCUGACGACCGGCUCUCUGCCCCAGCUGGCCCUGCACCCAGUGUCCGUGGUGUGCAGCCCCCUGGCCAGUCUCCAGUUGGGCUCAGUGGAGAAGCUGGCCCCCUCGCUGCCCCUGGGACGCUGCGCCCUGCCGAGGGAGGUAUGUCCCGCGCCCCCUUGGCUCCCCACCCAGCCCUGCUCCCAGCUGUUCUUGGCCCAUAGACCAGGACAGGGGCGUUGUUGGGCAGCUGCUGUCCUCGCCAGGCCCGAGCCCCCCCAGGCAGGGACGUGGGUUCCGUUGCAGGACAUGGGGAGCUGCAGGAAGGGGUGGCAGGGGAACAGGCACCAGCCACUAGCUUGGGGUAGUGGCAGGAUGGGCGCUGCCUGGGCAGGCCCAGCCUGCGGCAGGCUGGGAGCCAGGCCCUGGGCAUCUCACAGCCUCUCCUGCCUCUCUCCCCAGUUGGGGUACGGCUCUCAGUCCAUGGAGGCGUUGUCUCCGUUCUUCAAGAAGAAAGCACAGAUCCUGGAGGUGCUGCGGAAGCUGGAGGAGACGGACCCCCUGCUGUGCCCCCCACCCUGCCCGCUGUCUCCCUGGAGGGACCCCCACCACUCCCCUGCUGAGCCCAGCUCCCACAAAUUUCAGCCGGUCCUAGCAGAUAGCCGGAGCCAGCCGGAGUCACCGGUGAAUGGGGAGGGACCCCCGGCCAAGCCCCUGGCUGCCCCCCAUGAGCUGUGGCCGUCCUGCCUGCUGCGAGCACAGAAUGGCCUGGAGGAGGCGCUGAAGUGGAAGGGCAAGGAGGUGGGGGCCCUGGAGGCCGAGGGGGGGAACCCCCAGCUGCUCACCCCACUAUGCUCCCAGCAGAAGAGUGAGGGCAGCUCCUCGUCCUCCUCCGACGAGACGGGGGAGCUGGGCCCCCCAGGUGAGGCCCUGCUGAGCACCUUGCCUGAGAAGAAGCUGGACUUGGGCCUGCUGUUGGAGGAGACGGAGUGCUACCUGCAGCACUUCCUGAAGCAGGGCUGCCCGCUCAACAGGGAGCCAGCCGCUGCCUACCGGCCGGAGGAGCCCCCAGGAGCACUGGGCCCCAAGCCAGGGGUGCUGGCCAAGGCCCUGAGCCAGAACAUGCUCACCGGCCUCUCGGUCAUGGGCAAGUGCCAGCCCACGAAGCCAGAGUUGGACCCGGCUCAGGGCAGCGCAGACAAGCCAGCUUUCGGCACAGCCACCGGCAGCCAGGACCUGGGGCCCUUCCUGGAGCCGGCCUUGGAGCGCCAGGCCUACAUCAGCCUCUGCCUCUCCGGAGACGAGACCCCCGAGAAGAGUGCCAAGGGCUCUGGCCAGACCUCGGCUCAGGGCAAGCCUAAGCUGCAGCCGGGCUCCGUGUCCCCGGGCGCUGGGGCACUUCCCCUGCCCUCCCCCUCCAAGAUGGUCAAGUUCCUGAAGAUGCCCACACCCGGGGAGAAGCCCCAUGGCCCCAACCCUCUGCGCCUGAGCCCCCAGCUCACCCGGAGCUCCAGGAUCCCCUGCCGCAGCAAUAACUACGAGCCAUGCCCCUCGCCCGUGCUCAGCCGCAGGACCUCCCCCGAGGGGCCUGUGGUGCCCGCCUGCCCCCUGCCCCCUGGGGCUGGCGGCCAGGGCUCCCCCAAGGCUGGCAGACACCUGGCCCCCGGGACGGCCGAAGCCGCCGUGCACUUCCUGGAGCCCCAUGACUACGAGAAUGUCUCAGAGCUGUCGGUGGGCGGCCUGGCCUCCCCGCUGGAGCGGCCCAAGGGCUCCCACUCCACCCCGUCGCGAGGCGCCAGGCCAGACGCCCCACACUGCCCGCCGGAGUUGUGCCCCUACGCCCCUGCCAAGGAGGGCCGGGAGCGCAGCGCUGAGUCCCCGCCAGCCACCCGCAGAAAUGCUGGGGGCUCCGCCGGGCCCAGGCGGCCUAGAAAUAGCGCUGGGAAGAAGCAGCUGGAGCUGGGACACCCGCCGUUUAAGGAGCGUCUGUCGGCGCUGGGGAAGCUGAAGAGUGCUGAGGCUGGGGAGCGGAAGGAGGCUCUGGGCCUGGAGAAAAACAGCUGCCCUGGGAAGGCCAGGGCACCAGGCCGGCUCUGCGAGGAGGCGCUGGAGGCCAGGGCACAGCUUCGGCCGGGCGCAGGCGGGAGCCUCAAACACCAGGAGCAGUGCCACGGCGGGGAGCCCGCCGGGCGGUGCUACUCCUCUGGCUCGGUGGGCUCCCGGCUGGAGGCUGAGACCUGCUCCUCAAAGCACUACCACGCCAAAGCCCGCCAGCUGGGGGCGCUGUGCCCAGCGGGGACCCCCCUGGGCCCCAGGAAUCCCCCUAAAGCCCCUCCGGUGCCCCCGGCCAAGGGUGCCAAGAGCCCCCAUGGGAGCCCCACCAAGCUGCCCUCCAAAUCUCCCAUCAAGGCUCCGGCCAAGGCCGGGGCUCCCCGCCCGCCUGCAGAGGAGCCAAGGCCCGGUGGCCCCAAGCUGCCCCUCACGCCGCCGCCCAGCGCGGGCCACAAGCCCCCAGACUGUGCCAGGGCCCCACCCUUGCCUGGCCGAACGCUGCCCGCGGUCGGCCCCGCGCUGCACUCAGCCAUCGAGGAGAAGGUGAUGAAGGGCAUUGAGGAGAAUGUGCUGCGCCGGCAGGGCCAGGACAAGGGGCUGGCGGGCGAAGGGAAGCCAAAGAACUCCAGUGGCAUCGCCAGCUGGUUCGGGCUGCGCCGGAGCAAGCUGCCUGCCCUGAGCCGGCGGCCUGAGGGGCUCCAGUGGGGCGGGGGCGCCUCGCCGCUGCGCCGGGAGGGGAAAGUGGCAGCCUGCAAGCUGGAGGCAGAGAGCCUCAACAUCUCCAAGCUGAUGGAGAAGGCGGAGGACCUGCGCAAGGCGCUGGAGGCGGAGAAGGCCUUCAUCAAUGGGCUGGCGCUGGAGAAGGGCCAGCCCCACCCCUGUGGCAUCCUCAUGGAGCAGACGCAGAAUGAGCUCCAGGUCAUGUACCAGGAGGUGACGGCUGAAAACUUCAUGCAGCAGCUGCUGAACAGGGUGGAUGGGAAGGAAUCUUACGAGAGCCGGCUGGAGCAGAAGAGGGAGCUCCGGGAUUUCCAGAGGGUCUCGCAUGACGCCAAAGACCCCAGGCUCUUCCGGGCCCCGCGGAACGGCAUCGUUGGCCACCUGCGGAGCUGUGAGGAGACCCCCGAGAAGGGCCCAGACUCGAAGCUCCGGGAGGAAAUCCAGUCGGAUGACAGCCUGGCCGUGUCAGUGAACUCCCAGCACUUCACAGCGUGUGGCUCCUUGACACGGACCCUGGACAGUGGCAUCGGCACCUUCCCUCCGCCCGACUACUGCAGUGGGGCUCCCAGUAAAAACCUCCCCAAGCUGAAACCCAGCCUGGACCUGCUGCCCAGCCUUGCCCCGGGGCAGCCCCCCGGCGGCACCAGAGUUCCCCGGAAGGCCCGCACGCUGGAGAGGGAGGUGCCCAGCACAGAGAAUGUUCUGGCACCCGGCAAGCACCAGAGCAUGCCUGCGUUCCACGGAGUGCUGGCCAGCGUGGAGCCACCGCCGAGCCUGCGCGGCCACAGAGUCUGCCCUGAAGGUCUGGACCCAGACCCUUGCCUGGAACCCGUCCAAGCGCGGCGAGUGCAGCAGAGCAAGAACUGGACCUUUCCCAACUCCAAGGCUUGCGGCGGCUCCGUGGACCCCUUCCUGUGCACGGCCCGGGACCUGGAGGGGCUACAUGGGCUGGCCAGGAGCUCCGUGCACAGCACCGCCGAGAGGAAACGAGCCUCCUCGGACGGGCCCCGCCUGCCGCCCCCCUCCCCACAGGCGUUCAGUGCCAGCCGAACGCCCAGUGCCUCUGACGUGGGUGAGGAAGGCAGCAUGGAGCUGAAGUCCAGGGACACGGGGCAGGGCCAGCCGGGCCUGGAGAACUCGGAAUCGCUCAGUGACUCGCUGUACGACAGCCUCUCCUCCUGCGGGAGCCAGGGGUAAAGGGUGCCCUGGAGCCCCCCUUCGCGGGAGGAGGGAUCAUCUGGUGCUGGAGGAGGAAGAGCUGCCUGCCCCCCCCGUGCUUCCCCCGCCCCUCAGGAGCCUGCUUGGCACUGGGGCCGUUCAGAGCCCAUUGCUGGCACCAGGGCCGCGGAAUCCUGCCAAGGUGUCUCAAACCAAGUCCAUCCAUUCCCCCACACCCGACAGAGGAGCCGCAGCUGGGGGCCACCACCACAUCUUCCACCCCAGACCCCUUUCCAAGGGGCCGGAGCAGCUGCCUCACCCUGGACGCAGCCCCCAGCCAUUGGGCAGGGCCCCGGGCUCAUCCCUGGUGUCGCAGGGCUUGUCUGCACUGUCGUCUCAGCUCUGGGGAUGUCCGCAUGGAGCCAGGCUUCUGGGCCGCCCUCCCCACCUCUGAACCCCCUCCCCAUGCGGGUCAGGCGUGGGAUUACCUGCCUGGAUUGGAGCAGGGGUCCCUCGGGUGCAGUCUCCACCAGGGCCCGGAGCCAGCCGCUGCCGAGGAAGGUGCAAGACGCCCUGCGGUGGGGAGGGCUCUCCCCUGUUGGCUAGGGCCUGACCAGUCUGUACAGCAGGGGGCGCUGUGCCUUUCUCAGGUAACUGGACGGUCUCUUGUUCUUGCUGCAUUGACUGUUCAGUCCCUUUUUAACGCCUGCUUUGCUCUUGUGGCAGUGAGUUCCACAGGCUCGUUAUGGGGAAGAGGGAGAUUUGCCUUCCUCUGAUGCACCAGCUAUGGGACUGUGCUAGAGGGAAGGUGGGUGCAGCCAAGCAGCAUGAGUCAAUCCUAUAGAAACCAGGAGUCCUAAGCCCCCGUCUCCCUGGGUGUAAAAAGGGCUGUGAGUGGCUGGAGUGCAGACUGGGUUUCCAGCUGUCCCGUUACUGGAGUCGCAGAAUGGGACAGUGUUCCCCAACUCCCCUGUCCCUUCAGUGCCAGGUUGGGUCUCCCCCACCCGCACUAGCCCAACACUCUUAGCCCAGCCCGGGCUGUUCCUCUCCAUUGGUGCUGGGGGGCAGACCCCAUGAGCUGACCCCAGCUGGGUCCUGGAGCUGCUGUGGGACCAGGCCGGUUGCUCCCGCCCCUUGUCUUCUGUGUUUGGGUCGGGGUCCUGGUCCUGCUGCCUCCCCUGGCCGCGUGCCCCUCGCCUGGCUCUCUCCAAUGGUGCUAUUGCUGUGUACAGCCCCCCCUCCCCAGCCCCCCUUCCCUUUCUCACCUUCCGGUUGGGCUUUUUAUUCAAUGAUGCCGCCCUCCCACGUUGUUUUAUUUAUCUAAGUUAUUGUGAAUCCAGCUGUUUAUUGCCUGCCUUGGUCUCCCUUCAAACUGCCAAUAAAAGGUUAAGAGCGGGGCUGGAUUAAUGUGUGGUUUCCC